GAUUUGAGAUUUUGUUUGCUUUCCUCGCCGACCCAACAAAAUUGAACUCUAAUUUAACAAGAUGAAGAACGAAUCACCCAUUUUUCUUACCAACGUGGUACUUUGUCUGGAUUCGUUACACACCCACCGGGGAGUUUUCUUGAUUUCAGAGAAGUUCGAGCGGCGCCGGGCAUGCCAUUGAUUUUGCAUGGAGUUCACUAGCUCCAAGAAGAUUUUUUUUUUUUUCGCUCCUCGAUCCCUAAAAGUUCAAUGCCAAAAUUGGAAGGUGGACCGAAAGUUUAAAGUUAUUUUGAACUAACUUUGUCUUUUUCAAUUGACGGGCGUCAGAUUCAGCAAUCGGCCUUCGCAUAGCCUCCAUUGAUGGGGGAGUUUUGCUGCUUCCAGUUUCCUCUCUCAGAACCUCGGGAGAUGGGUAAUGGAGGCGAAAGAGAAGCAUUGGCUGUGUGCAGCGAUAAGAACAUGGGAUCGGGGAUCACUAUUUGGGAUGUGGAAACAGGCGAUACUCUCCUUCAUAUUCCGACUUGCGCUUCGCCUCCUUAUGGUUUGAUUUGCUUGAGAAAUGAGUUUCUUGUUGCUUCUCAGACUCGUAAGGAAGGGUCCGUUGGCGGUGGAUCCAUCUUCAUUUGGUCCCUCAACAAGCCUCAACCUCCUCUUAGGAGCUAUCCAUUGGAGCCCAUUGGACCACUUGCCUCGACAAAGGACGGAGUAUAUCUUGCAGGUGGAGCUCUUUCAGGAAAUAUUCAUCUCUGGGAGGUGGGUAGUGGUAAAUUGCUCAAGCUUUGGAGUGGUCAUCGUAAACCCAUAAAAUGCAUCCUGUUUUCUUGGGACGAUUCGUUUCUCAUUACCGGUUCAGCAGACGGAAUGAUUUGCGUCUGGUCCAUGAUUUGUUUGCUGGAUGUGGAACAUGAGAGAAGCUCACAGCCAAUCUUGUAUUGCCUCAUGGAACAUAAGUCAUCUUUAACUGGUCUACUUGCUAUGUCUGUCUGCACGUCAAUAAUCAUUUCAAGCUCCCUCGAUGGCAGUUUAAAGUUUUGGGAUCUGAUUUCGGGAAUGAUUAUGGGAUCUCAAGCUCAUACUGAAGGGAUCACUGCUAUUGUUCUUCAUCCAACUGAGCAACUAUUGUUCUCUGGGAGCGUGGAUGGGCAAAUUUUUGCUAGCAAGCUUGAAUUUGGAGUAGAUAACUGCAUUGCCAUGAAAGAUAACCAAUUACUUGCUCCAAAAGGACACAAAGGAGCUAUUACUGCUCUGGCCUUCAGUCGGAUGGAUCUAAUUUCCACAUCUGAGGACUGCACUGUUUGCAUAUGGGACAUCAGCAGUCAGAGGAUCAUACAAAAGCUUGACCACAAGAAAGGGAGAAUAACCAACUUGGUAGCAAUUCCAUGGCCAUCCCUGAUCUCAAUGUCAAACCGUAAGAGAGCCUUGAAUCAUUUCUCCGUGUCAUCACUCGACAAGUAUCCUCAGCCAGCCAACUUGUUGAAUAGCACGAUACCUCUCUUUCCCCCGCUCCAUCCCCUCGAGGAAAAUUGGAAUUCCAUCAGGUUCUCAAGUAACGACUCACUGAAUCAGCAAAUAUUUGAUAUGAAGACAGAAGGGACAUCAGCAGCAAUACAGAUGAAAGUAGAAACAAGUUUAGAAAGUCAAAUGUGGGCUUCCAGAAUUACAAAGCAAGUGAUGGAGAUGAACAACCAUCUUCAAUCGCGGUUGCUAGACAUGAUGAGGAUUCGAUUAUUCAAGUCUGCAAAAGUUAACUCACCUACAAAGAAACUGAAAGGCAAAAGAGAUCGAGUUGCAGGGAUGAGGGAGAAGCAGCCAUCGUCGUUUCAUUAAUCUUUUGAUGAUCGUGGAUCUUCAUUUCUAUUAUAGGCUUGUAACAAAAUACUGCAGAGGCUCAACAUUUUAAAUGUCUGAAAUUUUAAAUGAUUGUAUCUUUAUUUAAUUUUUUUUAAUACAAUAUGUUGGGGCA
Momordica charantia (bitter melon) is the source of this 1963-nucleotide messenger RNA. Its product is annotated as protein ROOT INITIATION DEFECTIVE 3. Gene Ontology annotation, molecular function: protein binding. The record is from RefSeq and is a predicted model, not a curated record. Gene Ontology annotation, biological process: rRNA processing; DNA-templated DNA replication. Lineage: Eukaryota; Viridiplantae; Streptophyta; Magnoliopsida; Cucurbitales; Cucurbitaceae. Gene Ontology annotation, cellular component: nuclear pre-replicative complex; rixosome complex.